AUGCAGUGCAGCAGCAGCAGCCUGCGGUGGCCUACGGAAAGCUCGCACGACCUCCGCAGACUUGCCAUCGGAGAAGUCGCCGUUGGGCACGAGACGGCGGCUGCGUUUAAGGAGAAGGAGGACGCGAGCACGCCCGCUGUGCAUCGCCGCCGACGACGACUGGCCGCGCAUCUUGUGAUCAAGAGCUCUACGCGCGGCGGAGCGCAUCUCGAGGUGCUGAUGCCACCCGAGCCUGUGGGCGAUGCCAGCGCUGUGAUGGGGUACAUGCUUCGAGACCCUCGGAAAGACAACGACAAGAGCAUGCUGCUAUCCCGUGGUAUGGCGUGCUGCCUGGACACCUCAAGAACACUGAACAACGUGUACCUGAAGGACUACGUGCUCGACAUUGUGCUGACCAAGUCCAAGCACAAGAAUCCCAAGCGUACGACGGUCGUGGAGCUGGAGGCGCCAGGCUUCCGUCACCGCCGUGGACCUGGACGGCACCGCAGCCUCACAAAAUACGCUGACCAGGGCAAGAUCUCGGUCCACACUUGCCGCGGGCUCUCGGUCGUGCCGCGCUCGCCACUUUUCCCAUGCAAGUUGCCUGACUCAAAGAGUAAGACUUGGAAGCGCUAG
Messenger RNA from Phytophthora sojae, 615 nucleotides. RefSeq lists its product as hypothetical. Bases 1 to 615 code for a protein of 204 amino acids. The transcript is spliced from 3 exons. The record is from RefSeq and is a predicted model, not a curated record. Lineage: Eukaryota; Oomycota; Peronosporomycetes; Peronosporales; Peronosporaceae.